Messenger RNA from Halichondria panicea, 642 nucleotides. Its product is annotated as protein NDUFAF4 homolog. The record is from RefSeq and is a predicted model, not a curated record. Gene Ontology annotation, biological process: mitochondrial respiratory chain complex I assembly. The coding region runs from base 101 to 577 and encodes 158 amino acids. Gene Ontology annotation, cellular component: mitochondrion. The transcript has 3 exons. NCBI's taxonomy places the organism in Eukaryota, Metazoa, Porifera, Demospongiae, Suberitida, Halichondriidae.
ACUCUGUCAUCACUGGAAACGUAAACAACUCUGUGCACGUGGGAUAGAAUCUAGCUGUAAGCCUGAGAUCUCAUUCGAUUCAGGACGUGUACCGCAAUCAAUGGGAUCUAAAAUAGGGAGGUUGUUUACUCGCUCAGCAAGUAUCCCAGCAGCUAGUAACAGAUCAUCUCCCAAAAUAGUUGCUUCAACUGAUGCGAGUGUCCACGAACGAAGUUCAAAACUUCUCCACAGACUCAAGGAUGUCUACGUGGAAUCCACCACGGACAUAAUCACGCAAAAGAAUCCGUAUGAAUCUGACAGACAGAAGCACAAGCUUCCUCAAGACAGAAGAUUUGUGGAUAAGGAUAGCUACCUGACAAGUGGAGUUCCUGACGGCUAUGUGACUUAUCAACAAGUUUUAGAGGCUCUACAUAAAUGCAAAGACUCUGACCAAUGGCCAAUUGAAAAGCUAGCCUCUGAGUACAAAAUGGACAAGGCUGACCUCGAUACUUUGGUCAAAUAUUUCAGUAGCUACAAGGUGGUUAGUAAAACUGAAGACAAUGCUCCUCCUAUGGAAUUUCAUUCACUCAUCAGUUAAUUUGCAAUUAUAUGUUACUGCUGUGUCUUUUUGUUAACAUUUGAUUAUGUCAUAGAUUUAGUGUA